This is a messenger RNA of Haliotis rubra (blacklip abalone), 753 nucleotides long. RefSeq lists its product as uncharacterized. The transcript is spliced from 3 exons. The coding region runs from base 1 to 753 and encodes 250 amino acids. The record is from RefSeq and is a predicted model, not a curated record. Lineage: Eukaryota; Metazoa; Mollusca; Gastropoda; Lepetellida; Haliotidae.
AUGCCUAUGAUUCAGGUCACAAAUGAUCUCAUGGUGGCUGCCAUUGACAAGGGUCAAGUCAAUGCAACCAGCAGCACCAUUCCAAAGCCUUUAACCGUGGUGAGCUUUCUUAGGAAAGAAGAGGGGCAGAGGAGACAAGAGAUUCUAGGGAGCAAGAAAAGUGUUGAGUCUACUUGGCCGAGUACUGAAGAAGAUCGACAACGAUUGUGCGGAUGUCAUUCUGAUAGCACCUUUGUGGACCACACAAUUCUGGUUCACCAGAAUCCUGGAACUGUUGAUAGACUGUCCCAGACUCCUACCCAAGAGCAAGAAACUCCUGACUCUCACUCAUCUACCCAACAAGAUUCAUCCGCUGUGGAACAAACUUCGGCUGACAGCCUUCAAGCUGUCAGGAGAUCACUCCAAAGUCAAGGCUUAUCGACAGAUGCUGUCAACAUCAUAUUGCAAUCAUGGAGAGGUUCCACAAAGAAACAGUACAAGUCAUAUCACAAAAGAUGGAUGCAGUUUUGUGCUAAGGAACACUGCAAUACCGUUUCACCAACUAUCAGCCAGGUUUUGAAUUUCUUAACUGAGCUCUACCACAGUGGGCUUGGAUAUUCAGCGUUAAACACAGCCAGAUCUGCUCUGUCUACCUUUGUGUUGGUUGACGGAGUAGCAGUUAAGGCAACAUCACCUAGUCAAGAGACUAUUGAAAGGAAUAUUCAAUUUGAGACCUGCUUUGCCCAGAUAUGGGGUGACCUGGGAUGUGUCUAA